GAGUCGCACGAUCAAUCACGAACAAAGACGAUGGCUACCAAAGACAACAAGGGUGUGCAAAGCCAAGACGCCUACGCGCUGGUGCACGCCUACAUUGCUCGCCAUCACCCCGCGGCUGCUGCAUCGCUUCCAGCCCCCGAGCUUGCCCUUACAAGCUCGGCGCCGCUUCCGGAAAGCUUGCUCGAAAGCGCCGCUAAAGAAGCAAGAUCGAAGGGGUUCUUUUCCGCGCAAGACGACGACGAUGGUGAUGAUGACAGCGACAGCGACAGCGAAAGUGGGAGUGACAUCGACUCUUCCUCUUCCUCUUCGUCCUCGGAGAGUGACGAAGACGACGAGGACAAGCAGCAGGAGAGGGAUUUGGCUUCGACAGUCCGCUCGAGCUCGGGAAGUGACAGCGGCAAGAGUGUUGAGCAGAAGGCGGAGCUCAUGACGGCCAGUCAGCCGCCCGCGUCGACCAGCCACGCAAAUGCUGCAGAUGCCGAAGAUGAGUCGUCAGACUCGAGCUCGGUUUCUAGCGAUGACGAGAGCUCUUCCUCGGGCUCGUCAUCGUCGGAGGAGGCGGAAGAUGAGCCGGCCACCAAAGCUGAGAGCAGCGGUAGCAGCAGCAGCAGCAGUAGCGACGACGAUGACAGCAGUGACAGCGACAGCAGUGAUGAAUCUUCAGAUGACAGCGAAAGUGAGGACAGCAGUGACAGCGAUAGCGAUAGCGACAGCGACAGCAGUAGCAGCAGCAGCAGCUCUUCAUCCUCAAGUUCAAGCUCCAGCUCCAGCUCCAGUUCCAGCUCCAGCAGUUCCGAAUCGAGCUCUUCUGACUCGUCUUCGAGCGACAGUGACGAUGAGGACGAGAGUUCAGAUGAGACUGCCCCUACGCUCGGCAAACGCAAGGCACCCGACAAUGAUGUCCCCUCACCGAGCGUGAGCAAGAGACCGCGAGCAUCAAGCCAGUUCGAGGAGACGAUGGACAUCGACAGCCAAAGAGCUUCAACGACGCCCUCGACGGCACCCUCGGUUGUCGAGGCCAAGAAGAAGGGCCGUGCCUCGGCAGGCGGCACACCAUUUCAGCGUGUCAAGUCGGACCAGAUUCAAUUUGCCGAUGAGAGCCUGCGGGACAACAGCUACCAAGCCCACAUGCAGAGGAAAGGCUACGCCGAUUGGGGCUCAAAGGCCAGCGACAAGCUCCUGCCCACUCGGGGCCAGGGCUUCACCAAGGCCAAGAACAAGCUCAAGAAGGGUGCUUACUCGGGAGGCACGAUUGGCAUGGAGAGCAACUCGUUCAAGUUCACCUACGAUGACGAAUAGACGUUUUGUAGAAACCUGCGCUCUUUCUUUGUCCCCUUCAUUCACCCGCACGCGUCCGGUCUCCUUGUUCCACCUCCGUAUUAUAUAUCCUCGGGUCGUCGAUCGCCCGAUGCUACAAUACAGAUAGAAUGUAGUCUGCAAGCAUCAUACUGUACAUACAUGCGUUUCUCCCUCUGCCGCUACUUGUUGUCAAUGCCAAAGGCGGCUUUGAGAUGCUGUGG
Molecule: messenger RNA, 1520 nt
Organism: Acaromyces ingoldii
Lineage: Eukaryota; Fungi; Basidiomycota; Exobasidiomycetes; Exobasidiales; Cryptobasidiaceae
Exons: 3
Coding region: 31-1299 (422 amino acids)
Source: RefSeq, a predicted model, not a curated record